AUAAUGUAUUUCGACCAUUAAGGAUAUAUGUAUACAUCGUCUCGACAUUAGCCACUGGGGCCUUCGGCCGGCCAGUUAGUUGUUUGACUGGUCUAGGUUCCACUUCUCACAUUAAUGUCAUAUAAAAAUAUAUGUUAUAAUGAAUAUAUGAAACUAAAAGUCUUACAAAACCAGCGUGACAAUUCCACACGGACGAAUUAGCUGGCACCAGCUUGCACUCUUAUAUAGCAGUAGUAUUUACGAAUAUAUAUAACGUUACGGACCACCUGUAACUGUAUAUAUACCUCAUUGUUGUAUCGUGAGUUCACUUCUUUACACGUGUUGUGGAUACAGCGAAGAUGUUUUCAAUUAAGUUUUCGUUUUUGUUAAUAAGUGCAAACGUGAUAAUUACUUUUGGAGAACCACCAAAACAAUUUUUCCGUCCCGACUACGAGAAAUACAUGCCAGAAACAGAUAGUUUCUAUAAAAUUUACACGCAGCAUAAAACUUUUGAUGAUGCGAAGGAGACUUGUGAAUUAGACGGAGCAGAAUUGUUUUAUCCGGAAGAUGAAGACGAGGCUAAGGCUGUGAUAUCUUACUGGCAGGAAACUCAAAGGUUCCACUGGAUUAUAAUCGGCGUUCACGCACCGUUUGCUCCAGAUGUUUUCGUAACGAUUCAUGGUGAUUCGAUAAACACUGUUUAUAAAAAAUGGGGUCAAGGUGAACCAAAUAGUUUCCAGGUAUUGAAGAAAUGUGUUAUUUUGCGGCAUAUUUUGAGCAUUAGCGAUGCUGUCUGCAAUCAUCUCUACCCCUUUAUUUGUAAGAAACGAGCGAGCACGAUUCGUUGGAAUAGUCUAUGUGAUCUGCCAAAUAGGAGUUACAAAUAUGUGGAACAAUUAGGUAGAUGUUACAAAUUUCACACAAAUCCAAAAAACUGGACGGAGGCGUUCCGAGCCUGCAAUGCCGAACAGGGCUACUUGGCUAUUAUAGACAGUCAGGCAGAAGCGGACCACCUCGUAAACAUCACAAGGAUGGCGAAUAAAGAGGACGUGGAGGGCAGUUAUCUUCGAGGUGCCAUUCAUUUAGGAUUUGUUAAGAAGAAUUCAGUGUGGCGCUCUAUUAUGGGUCGGCCACUCAAAGCCCUGGGCUACAAUAUGUGGGGCACAAACCAACCUGACGGAGGAGAUAGAGAGAACUGCGGCUCCAUGUUCUUCAAUGGCAAACUCAACGACAUCGGAUGCAAUCAACAAUGCUUUUUUAUAUGCGAAAGAGAGAUACCGCUAUUAGAAAACUCCAUUAACUUAAGGUUUGGUGAUUACGGUGUUGUACAGUAAUUAUUAGUCAAUUACUCGUUAUUUGGUAAUAUUACACUUUCCGGUAUACCAGCGGUCUUAGUUACAUUCUAUUUUAAACGAGUCAGCAAAAGGAUAAUUAUAAUUCUUUUGAUAAAGAGACCUUUUUAAACGUUUUUAUUCUUUAUCAAACAAACCAAAUCUUGAAUAUUAUGAAACACAUGCAGAUUAAUUAUACAUUUUCGUCAUGUUAAAAAUGAAUAUGCCUCUGUAUAUAAGAUAAUUGUAUGCAAAAUAUUAUUUCGAGCAUUGACUUUUAUUUGUUAAGACACAUUGUAGCGGGUUGGGCGGACGUCAGAGCGGAAAGGAUAAUUAAUCGCGACGCCAUCGUGAACUCUUACUCCAACGCUUCAUAUGCAAGAUUAAGCGCGAACUAUGACACCGCAUGUCAUGUUUGUAUUCAGAUCACUAGAAAGAAAAACUAAAUGUUACACAAUAAAAGGAUAUUUAGGUAAAAUAAGAUGCAGUAGCCCCCACACUAGGAAUCCCCACUUUUGACAUUUUAACUGUAUUUAGAAAUAAUUGCUACAUUUUCUACGU
This is a messenger RNA of Pieris brassicae (large cabbage white), 1871 nucleotides long. It is a transcript of the gene CTL10, whose product is annotated as macrophage mannose receptor 1-like. Bases 339 to 1313 code for a protein of 324 amino acids. The record is from RefSeq and is a predicted model, not a curated record. The transcript is spliced from 5 exons. NCBI's taxonomy places the organism in Eukaryota, Metazoa, Arthropoda, Insecta, Lepidoptera, Pieridae.